Messenger RNA from Xiphophorus maculatus (southern platyfish), 939 nucleotides. It is a transcript of the gene ptpa, whose product is annotated as protein phosphatase 2 phosphatase activator. The transcript is spliced from 8 exons. Gene Ontology annotation, cellular component: nucleus; cytoplasm; protein phosphatase type 2A complex. Gene Ontology annotation, biological process: mitotic spindle organization. NCBI's taxonomy places the organism in Eukaryota, Metazoa, Chordata, Actinopteri, Cyprinodontiformes, Poeciliidae. The annotation marks the transcript as partial. The record is from RefSeq and is a predicted model, not a curated record. Gene Ontology annotation, molecular function: peptidyl-prolyl cis-trans isomerase activity; protein tyrosine phosphatase activator activity.
AGGGCAGUGUUGAACUGCGUCUGGUUUAAACCUACGCUUUAAACCUUGUGACCAGAUCGUAGAAGAAGAGUGCGGCUCGCCAUGGCGGAAACAGGGCAGCAGUCAGCACCUUCCCCUGAAGAUGAGGCGCCUGACGCCGGCACCGCCUACAUCAUCCCCAAGAAGGAAAUCAGCAUGGUGCCGGACAUGGGGAAGUGGAAACGCUCUCAGGCCUACGCUGACUACAUGGGCUUCAUCCUGACCCUGAACGAAGGAGUGAAAGGAAAGAAGCUGACGUGUGAAUACGAAGUCUCUGAGACGGUGGAGAAGCUGCUCGGCCUUCUGGGAACUCUGGACCGGUGGAUAAACGAAACUCCUCCGGUCGACCAGCCGUCCCGCUUCGGCAACAAGGCGUACAGAACCUGGUUCUCCAAGCUGGAACAGGAAGCCGAGGCCUUGGUGGCCGCCGUGCUGCCUGCAGAGAAAGCCGCCGCUGCUCCGGAGAUCGCCGUCUACCUGAAGGAAGCUGUCGGGAAUUCGACCCGGAUCGACUACGGGACAGGUCAUGAAGCGGCCUUCGCUGCGUUUCUCUGCUGCCUCUGUAAGGUCGGCGCUCUGAGGAUCUCAGACCAGCUGGCCAUCGUCUUCAAGGUGUUCAACAGGUACCUGCAGGUGAUGCGGAAGCUGCAGCAGACCUACAGGAUGGAGCCGGCCGGCAGCCAGGGCGUCUGGGGACUGGACGACUUCCAGUUCCUGCCCUUCAUCUGGGGCAGCUCCCAGUUCGUAGAUCAUCCGACUCUGGAGCCGCGGCAUUUCAUCGAUGAGAGAGUGGUGAACGAGCAGCACCAGGACUACAUAUUCCUGGACUGCAUCCGGUUCAUUAACGAGGUGAGAAAAUCACGCCGUCCGGUCCAUCAGAACCGGUCCAAUCCGACACCCACAACUCAUAUUUAUUCAUAU